Parasteatoda tepidariorum (common house spider) is the source of this 1912-nucleotide messenger RNA. RefSeq lists its product as uncharacterized. Gene Ontology annotation, biological process: regulation of transcription by RNA polymerase II. The record is from RefSeq and is a predicted model, not a curated record. Gene Ontology annotation, cellular component: nucleus. Gene Ontology annotation, molecular function: RNA polymerase II cis-regulatory region sequence-specific DNA binding; DNA-binding transcription factor activity, RNA polymerase II-specific. NCBI's taxonomy places the organism in Eukaryota, Metazoa, Arthropoda, Arachnida, Araneae, Theridiidae.
AAAGAAAAAAAAUAUAAAAUAUCGUUUUGUCAUAUAAAAUAUCGUUUGAAAAAAAAGAUGCCGAGGAGAUUUUCAUUCAAAUUAUGACUCAUCGGCUGCAAUCGUCCGAACAACAUUUUAACACCUUUAUCGUUUGCCGUAGGGAAUUCCUCAAGGAAAGAGGAAGUUUAGCAGGGAAAAAUAAAUGAACGAGGAUCCAAUCCUUGAGUGGCAGUUCUCUUAUCAGCGAUAUUCAUAAGCAUCAACUGCCGCGUAUUCGCAAUCAAAUGAUCGCUCUCUUUCGAAUUUCUAUUCAUUCUCUGAAAAAUACAGAAAGGCCAGAAUGAGAGAAGCUAAGGGCUUAAAAUUGCUUAUUCCUUGGAUUGAGGAAAUUUGUGAUAGUGGAGAAUAUUCGGAGCUUAUACGGUGGGUUAACAGAUCUCAAAAGAUAUUCUUUCUUUCGUGGAUUCAUAAGUCAUCAGCAAAUUGGAACGCUUCAAAAUCAGCUGUCUUCAAAAAAUGGGCGGAAUACAAAGAGAAAUCAGGAGAAAAAGAUGACCGUGAUCUUAAAGCUGCCUUCAGAAACGCUUUUAGAAGCAAGAAGAAUGGUUUAACAUUACUUGUAAAGGGAAAAGAGCAUAGGAUUUGGCAAAUAUUAAAGGAACCAAUAAAGCCGCAAACAAGGGAAACAACCAAUAAUACCAAUAAUAAGAGAAAACCAAGGCAAAAAAGGGGAAGUAAGAAAAAUGCCAAGUGUAAGCCUGAUGAUGAUAUAAGUUUUCAGGAACCACCUCCAUCUUCCAGUAGCCACUCUGUGUUCCAAGAUGAAUAUGGUUCUUUGCCACCCUGCGCAACUCUUUUUCAUGUAAGUCCACCCUCUUCGCCAUUGAAGCAAACAGAAGUGAAUGUUUCAAAUUUAGGAUCAUUCAGAACCUCGGUUUCUAUGAAUGACCCAACGUACAGAAUUCCAUCUCCAAUUGCUCAUUCCAACCCACCAAGUCCAGCUUAUAACUCUAUGGAUGAAUCAUUUUAUGGAGUUUCAUCGCCACAUUUCCCUUCUAGCCCAUGUAGUCCAAUUCAAAUGUUAAAUGACGAUACACGACAUUCAGCUUGGAACUCUUUUAUAAGUUCCCCAAAUGGUCUAUCUUCUUCGAUGUCACCAGCGCAAGAAGUCCCUGCAUUAGACAUUAAUGACUUUUUUACUUUCGAACCUGAACAAUUUCAAUUCGCAAAUCAGGCUCCGGAAUUCUCCAAACCAAAUGCAGUCCAAUUUUACCAAACCAGAGAUGAAGAUCUAGUUUCUCAUCAAAACUUUUUUGAGAUUAUGGUUGACAUUAACAAUAACGAACUUUCGCCAUUAUCACCAAAGUUACCAGAACCUGAUUUGAACCAAGGAACUUUGGGAAAAGUAUUAUUUAUGGACUCAUUUGAGGAGAAUAUAAUGUGGAAUGCACCAGAAAGAAUACAACUCGAACAAUUGGUGGAAGGUUUUGAUUCUUUGACUGAGUUUACUUGUCUGUAGCUAUGAGUACAAAAUGCAAAAUCUCGGCAAUCCUAAUUUGAUUUUAACAUCAGAUUUUCAAUGUUCUGCGUGUAUACGGAGAACAGAUCUUAUUAAAAAUUCAACUUUCAUGAUAGGUACCUCGAUGUAAUGAAUCUAAAUAUUUAAUACGUUAAGUUUUAAAAACGAAUGUCUCAAGUUGUUGGUUUGCUUAUUUUUUCUUUUCUUUCGAAUUUAAAAGAAGUGCUUCAGACCUGGUGAAAUAAAGCCUUUUUCAAAAUGAGAGGAAUGCAACAUGUAUAUGUGCAAACAUAUUUAAUUCAACUACUGAGCUUUAGUAUUUUUUAUUUAUUCUAAAUACUAAAGUUUAAAGCAGGUAAAAAAUUAAAAUCAAAAAGUAACGGUAAUUAAAAAUUUGUAAUUAAAACUAAA